This is a messenger RNA of Ilyonectria robusta, 2121 nucleotides long. RefSeq lists its product as uncharacterized. Lineage: Eukaryota; Fungi; Ascomycota; Sordariomycetes; Hypocreales; Nectriaceae. The record is from RefSeq and is a predicted model, not a curated record. Gene Ontology annotation, molecular function: 3'-flap endonuclease activity; DNA binding; crossover junction DNA endonuclease activity. Bases 297 to 2072 code for a protein of 591 amino acids. Gene Ontology annotation, cellular component: Holliday junction resolvase complex; nucleus. The transcript has a single exon. Gene Ontology annotation, biological process: mitotic intra-S DNA damage checkpoint signaling; double-strand break repair via break-induced replication; resolution of meiotic recombination intermediates.
GUUUUACUUAUUUUUAUCUAUUACUUUCUCGUUUCGUCGUCGGCUUGGAGGGGCAGUGAACGAAGUACCUACGUACCUCCCUACCUAGACCACCUACACACGUGAUUUCGUGUCAGUCAUCGACCCGCUACGCAAGCACCGUCGCGUCUCCUGGAAAUGUUCACAAGAAACUUCACCGUCAUCGCAGAACCGCCAAACGUGUUGCUGUCUCACGUGUGGCAGGUUCCUUGGAGUGCUCUCUAGCGCAAUUUUGGAAUGGCUUCUCGCCGUUUGCAACCCAUUGCCGUCGGUGUACCAUGGACGACUCCGAAUCUGCCAAUCCCCAGCUACUCGCCUGGGUCAAGGAAUGGCUGGACGUAGCCCGCGACAGAAACUCCAAAGGGAUCACUACCUACAAACAUGCCUACGACUCUCUCAAGGCGUGCCCUAUUACCUUUGAGCAUCCUGCUCAGCUUCAACAACUCAAGGGGUUCGGCCCAAAACUCUGCGAACGUCUCGAGGAUCAGUUAAAAAAGCACUGCCAAGAGAAUGGCCUCCCAAUGCCCCAACAUCCCCGGACGCGUAAGGCCUCACGAAAUGGCCAAAAUAACGACGACGACGACGAUGAAGGAGGGUCUUCAAGGCCAGCAAAGAAGGCUCGGAAACCUAAAGCCUAUGUUCCUGCCUUUCGAUCCGGUGCCUUCGCCCUGGUUGUCGCGCUGUCUAAUCAGGAUGAGGAUGUCUCUGUGGGCAUGACAAAGACUGACCUUAUCGAAGUCGCGCAGCCCCAUUGUGAUUCAUCUUUCACAGCCCCUAAUGAUCCGACAAAAUUCUACACGGCUUGGAACUCAAUGAAGACGUUGGUACAAAAGGAGCUCGUCUACGAGAGGGGCCGGCCGCUAAAGAGGUAUGCUCUGACUGAUGAGGGGUGGGACGUUGCGAAACGAAUUAAAGAAACGAGGCAAUGGCAAGCCGAGAAUGGCAACGGGAACGAGAUACAGCCCACAGGACGAACUUCCACCACCAAUAUUAGUACAAUCUCCGAGUCUAGGACAAGGUCGCCAUCGGUUGAAUCGCCAGAACCUCGACCAGAAGCUGGGCCAGCCCCGUCGAGUUAUCAGGACCUUGUAUCGGAUGGUCCGAUGGUUGACGAUGAUAGUGGCCUGCCUGCAUUUACUCCAAUUCGACUUCCCCCGGGAUCUUUUUCUGUCCACCUGCUCCUCGAUGUUCGGGAGGUCCGGGCGAAGACUGAUCGUGACUAUAUGCAAGAAGAACUUGCGAAGCAAGGAGCGAAACCCAUAAUGAGGAGUAUGGAGCUGGGCGAUGCCCAGUGGGUCGCCAAAUGUCAUGACUCGACCCUGCUCUCAAGACACGGUGCCGAAGGGGAUGAGAUUGUCUUGGACUGGAUCGUGGAACGAAAACGUUUGGACGAUCUGAUCAGCAGUAUCAAAGAUGGUCGAUUUCAUGAACAAAAAUUCCGCCUGAAAAGGUCAGGGACAAAAAAGGUUGUAUACAUUAUCGAAGAGAUCACCAUGGAUCCACAAUCCAUCCAGAGGUACGAGGAGGCCGUGCAAUCCGCCAUUGCAUCCACCCAGGUCGUCAAUGGCUACUUUGUCAAAAGGACGACGAAGAUGGAUGAGACGAUUAGGUAUCUGGCGCGAAUGACGGCAAUGCUGAAGCGGACAUAUGAGAGCAAGUCUCUAAACGUUAUCCCCACGAGGGUUCUCACGGCUCAGAACUACUUGCCCCUGUUGACCCAUCUGAGGGAAAAGGACCCGUCAGCCGGGUUUUAUGUCACCUACCCAGCAUUCUCAUCACUGGCGUCAAAAUCGGGAACGAUGACGCUCAGAGAUGUAUUCCUCAAGAUGCUCAUGACAACCAAGGGUGUCACUGGAGAGCGGGCUAUUGAGAUCCAAAAACGAUGGAAGACGCCCUACGACCUUGUCAAAGCUUUCGAGACGUGCGGAUCAGGAGAACAGGGAACCAAACGCAAGCGAGACAUGGUUUUUGCGAAGACCACACAGCUGGUCGGUCGCAAGAAAUUUAGCAAAGCUUUGAGCCAGAAGAUUGCAGAGGUAUGGGGAAAUGCUUGAGACAUCGAGCUGAUUGAUGAGAAAUGAUUAUUCGAGACUGAAACGAACA